This is a messenger RNA of Caenorhabditis remanei, 1341 nucleotides long. RefSeq lists its product as uncharacterized. Gene Ontology annotation, molecular function: nucleoside transmembrane transporter activity. Bases 1 to 1341 code for a protein of 446 amino acids. The record is from RefSeq and is a predicted model, not a curated record. Gene Ontology annotation, cellular component: plasma membrane. The transcript is spliced from 8 exons. Gene Ontology annotation, biological process: nucleoside transmembrane transport. Lineage: Eukaryota; Metazoa; Nematoda; Chromadorea; Rhabditida; Rhabditidae.
AUGAACGAGGAAACAUCAGAAGAAUCGUCAGUUGCCCACUCAGAAAGUGGUCUAGUGACACCUCGAGAUACUUGGGGAAGGAAGAUAAGUGGGCCAGUUGAUAGAUGGUAUCUAGUUUAUAUAAUAUUCACAAUGCAUGGAAUGGGAAUGCUCAUGUCAUGGAAUAUGUUCAUUACAAUUGCUCCACAGUACUAUCAUGACUACUGGUUCAACAACACUAACUAUCAAGAUAGUUUUAUGUCAAUUAUUGGAGUUACUUCACAAAUUCCUAAUGUUGGAGUCAUGAUUCUAAAUACAAUUGUAGUUAUGGUAGGAUUUAUGAUGCUCCGAGUAGUAAUCCCACUGAUUGUCAACUGUUUCCUCAUCGCUGUAAUCGUGAUUCUGGCUAUCUUUGUGACGCCUUCUCCAGAUACUGUCACGUGGUUUUAUGUUGUGACUCUUAUUAUAAUUAUGGCGAUGAACUUAGCAAACGGAAUAUAUCAGAAUUCCGUGUACGGAAUCGUUGCUGAUUUCCCGGACAACUAUAUAAAUUCAUUGAUUAUUGGAAACAAUUUAUGCGGAGUUUUCACUUCAGUCUUGAGUAUUUUAACCAUUUUGAUUUCUCCAAACGACAUCGAAUUGAAUGCUCUUCUUUACUUUAGUAUUUCUUUGGCAUUCAUGAUCGUUUGUCUGUUUUCACUCUACUUCUUGGUUAGAUUGCCAUUCUAUCAGUAUCACAUGGCAAAAGGAGUAGAGGCAAGAGCUGAAGAAUCCGUCGAUAAUCCAUCUUUGAAGCAGUAUUGGGAAUGUUUUCGAAUGUGUUGGGUACAACUCUUCAACAAUUUCUAUGUAUAUUUUGUAUCUCUUCUCAUCUUUCCGGCGAUGAUGACUGACAGUGUCUAUUCUGAUCCAACACAAGGGAAAACUUCUGUUUUUGGAGAUAAUCUAUUCUACCCAAUCACUACCUUCCUGAAUUUCAAUCUUUUUGCAUGGAUUGGAUCAACUCUAGCCAAUUAUGUCCAAUUUCCAUCAGCUAAAUAUUUAUGGAUUGGAGUAGUCCUGCGAACUGUCUUCAUCCCAUACUAUCUUUUCUGCAACUACCGUCCAGAAACUCGAUUAUGGCCUGUUCUAUUCGAGAAUGAAUGGUGGUUUACAAUCGGAUGCACGAUUAUGGCAAUGACCUGUGGAUAUAUGAGCAGUUUGGCUUUGAUCUACACGCCAGUAGAAGUGCCCGCCAGAUAUCAAAAAUUGAGUGGAAUGCUUGCAUCAAUUUUUCUAAUGCUUGGAAUUCUUGUCGGUGUUGCGAGUACUCCAAUCGCUGCGUGGGCAGUUGAGAAUAUCGGCAGCAAGAAGAAAACAUAA